Messenger RNA from Leguminivora glycinivorella, 12736 nucleotides. RefSeq lists its product as uncharacterized. Lineage: Eukaryota; Metazoa; Arthropoda; Insecta; Lepidoptera; Tortricidae. The transcript is spliced from 71 exons. Gene Ontology annotation, molecular function: lipid carrier activity. The record is from RefSeq and is a predicted model, not a curated record. Gene Ontology annotation, biological process: lipid transport. Bases 34 to 12597 code for a protein of 4187 amino acids.
AAUUAGUUUGGGAUUUUUAUCAUUUGAUGUCGGAUGUGCGAACGGGUGGUCGGACCAUGGUCUGAGUGUACAAUGCUGUGUGUUUUAGUGCUGUGUUUGUGCCUAGCCAGUGCUGCCAAUGGGAUUGGAAAUUCGCUGAAAGACCCAUAUAUCUGCGGUUCGCCAUCAUGUGCAGCUUCGGAGAAAUUCAAAUACUUACCAGAAAUUAUUUACCAUUAUGAGUAUAAAGUAAAUGUAGAGACAUACUUUGCUGGCUCCAGUGACAAUAGAUCUACACUAGACAUCCGGACAGAGGCAACCAUCCAAUUCAUCAAACCCUGUGAAGGUCUACUGCAGCUGUCAGACGUGACCCUCGUAGACCAGGAUGAGAGCUUCCCAGUCGAGAGAGCUGAAAAGUUCAUACAUGCCCUCUCGCUCUAUGACCUUCGGUUCGCGUUCCAUGAUGGCGUCAUAUCAGAAGUAUGCCCCGACCCGACGGAGGAAGAAUGGGUUCUCAACUUCAAGAGAGCCAUACUCUCCAUGCUCCAAAACUCCAUGAAGCGGUUUGACAUCAACUUUGUGGGGGUUGAGCAAGACAUCCACGGGUCAUGCAAUGUGAACUACACAGUGCGAGGGCAGAAAGACACCAGUUUGGUCCUAGAGAAGCGACGAGACCUGUCCUUAUGUACAACGCGGUACAAGUACAUGUCUAUACUGCAGAGUGUACGCUACGAUUUCCAGAGUCGUUUCCAAACAUGGCCAGUACUAAAGUCCGAGAGCAAAUGCGUCGUGUCCGUCGACCAUCACAUCUACAAGUCGGUCAACUGCCGCGAGCGCCAUCUGUUCGAGCCCUUCUCGGGCAAGAACUCCGGCGCCAUGACGACGGUUAUACAAGAUCUGGUGCUGAUGAGAGAAGUCAACAAGACUGACUCGCAGAUCAUGGAAUCACAACCGAAAGGCUGGAUGGCGAUAGAGAGACGCUCCAACCUGCUUCAUCACCAUAACUCCCACGUGAAGACUGAAACUGGGGAGCUGAAGUCGGCUCGAGAAGUCCUGAAGUUAUUGUGCAACAUCAAAGACAGUACUGACGACUACGUCCCAGGAAUGACAAUGGACGAAAACCUGGACAGCGGUUCCACCGUCGGUUUGUGGGGGAAACUGGUUCGCGCGGCCCGAGGGCUACAUUAUCCUGCGCUUUCUCAGUUGUUGUCCAGAGCCCCUUCCAUCUGUCCUAAAGCCACAAAGCACAUGCUAGACGCCCUACCCUACAUAGCGAGCGCCGGUUCAGUAGAGCUCAUCAAGGAUAUGGUUAUUCGCGAAGCUGUUGAUGCCAACACCAGGCACGAGUGGCUCAUGUCCAUGGCUAUGAUACCGAGACCGAAAAAAGAGAUGUUAACCAGCAUGUUGGAACUGCUGAAGAAGCAGCCAGGGGACCAGGUCAUCAGCUUCACAGUUUCAUCCAUGGUCCACUCAUACUGCAAACAUAGCGGGAAAUCUCUACGGGAAUGCUGCGAAGAAGAGACGCCCAAGCUGAUAAUGGAAGAGUUCCAGAAUAUAGUCAAGGAGGUUGAAUCCAAGGACUUGGCUACCGCAAAGAGACCUGUCAAAAACAAAGUUAAAAUAGCGAUAAAGGCGUUAGGCAACAUCGGUGGCUUCAAGCAGGAAUUUAUAGACGUCCUUAUAAACAUAGUGGGAGACGAGUUGGUUCCUGUGCCUAUAAGAUUGGCGGCCGUUGACGCUUUCCGAAGGACGCCUUGUAUAGAAACACGCGAAUAUUUCUUAGAGACGUUCCGUGAAGAUUAUGUAAACAUUGAAGUGCGCAUAGCUUCUUACCUGCAAGUGAUGAAAUGCCCCACAUUGAGUAUUGUCAGGAAGAUCUACCAUGCCGUUAGAAACGAGAAGGUUAAUCAAGUUGCAACAUUCGUCUGGUCCCACCUCAACAACUUGGGCCAAUCGUCUCUCCCGUCUCGGGUGGAAAUCCAAGGCCUGCUCUCUGGCAACCCCAUGCCUCAAUUGGAAGAUCAGCCGGACUUUAGAAUGUUCUCACGGAAUUAUGAGCAGAGUGUGUUCUUCGACCAGUAUAAUGCAGGUGGAAACUACGAGGCGAACGUGAUCUUCUCACCAGACUCCUACAUACCACGUUCGGUGUCCCUCAACUUGACUGUCGACAUGUUUGGAGAAUCCAUCAAUAUUCUGGAGCUAAAAGCCCGCGCUGAAGGCUUCGAGCGCUACUUCGAAAACCUCUUCGGCAACAACGGCCCGCUCAGCAAAACCAAGCUCAACGACCACCUCCAGAACUUACGCUUCCUGCGUUCCCUUACCGAAGCCGACGAUGUCCGAGGGAAGGUCGACGACAUCCCUUACAAAAACGAGGCGCUGAAACACCAGUUCCCGAUGGCAGAGUUGGGGGUUAAAGUUUUCGGGAAUGAGAUUUCGUAUUGGAAUGCUGAGGGGAACGAUGAGAUUUUGAAGAGCUUGGAAAGGCUCAAUCCGCAGUUGAGGAUACUGGAGAUAUUAUCAGGAAAGGAAAUAUCUUACAAUAAGGCGUCUCUCUUUUUGGACACAACAUUUUCCGUACCAACCGGGUGCGGUUUGCCUCUCAACAUGAACUUAAUGGGAACCAGUUACGUCAACACCAAACUAUCAGGCACAAUGCUGGAUAAGUUUAGACAGAGCGGCAACCUAGAUUUCGAGGGAAAGAUACAUCCCAGUGUCGCCGUAAAUAUAGCAGCAACAAUGUCAGUAAACGCCGGUGACCUAAGCUCAAGCGGCAUCCGCGUGAAUAUGCGUCUAUACACUGCUACGGCUGUCGAGGCGAAGCUCAACAUACGUGGACUUGGCUUGGUCAGGCUUGACCUGUCCCUGCCCAGUGAGAAGAGAGAAAUAUUCGCUGCCAAAUCUGAGCUUAUAAUUCUCCACGGCGACGAAGAGUUACAGCAACAGGGAUUGAACACCAACAAAAUAGAACAAAACACUUGCAGCUGGUCCGCCUUCGACAAGGGCAUUGGCAUUAAAGUCUGCGCCUCCUAUCGGUUCCCGGAUAUGACAGGCUUAAAAGACGCGCCUUACUUCAUAAUGAGUGGUCCAGCCAAGUACGUGUUGUCCCUUGAGAAAGCCGAUCCGUCCGCGAAGAUAUACUCCUUCCAAUAUAAGUGGGACAAGAACCAGACUAGUGACGUCAUCGCGUUCACCUUCGACACUCCAGACAGCCAGGAAAAACGCAUGAUCGACGCAGUCCUCAACCUAUCCAACACGGAAACCAAUACAUCCUACACAGCAAGCCUUACCUUCCAAUCCGCCAAAAACACCCUCAAAGCUAAAGGAGCUUACCUCAACACUGAAAACGUCAAGUCUGUUGAAGCGAGUUUAGUUAUAGAUGGCAGGAAACAUUUUGACACGGUGAUGGCUUUGAAGAAGACGGAUAUCAUGUUUGGAUAUGUGUGGUUACCGAAGGCGUAUUGGGUUGUCAAUGAUGAGAAAAUCGCUGAAUUAACUGGCCAAUUCAAAGUCCGCACUAAAGGCGGCGUCACACAAGCGGACAUCCUCGUGGACUUCCACAUGCGCCAGCAAGCGAGCCACCUCGUCGGCUAUUACACCAUCAACGGCCUCUCGCACGGACUCCAACUCACGCUAGACUAUCAGAGCUACAAGAAUAAAACACAGACGAUCAAGUUAGAGGGGUUGUAUAGUGAGAGACCUCUGGGCAAUAGACAUGAUUUGUACGGAGAGUUGGCGAUGGAGUUCACGGCUUAUCCUAUGUAUAACUUCUUUGCUGUGCUGAGGAAUAUGAAAUCGCAAUCGCACUUAGAUAUGAUUUUCAAUGUGUCUUCCUCAAGAGACCCGGCUAUAGACCCGUCCCUGAACUUCGGCUACACUCGUAUCGAUACGCCAAUCGGCAUGAAGUUAGCCACGCACCUCACUAUCACUAAGCCGCGACCUGUGCGAAUGAUAUUCGAGUACCAAGAGGUCGGCAAAAAAUACACAGUAACAGCCCUUCUAAACGUGAACCCGAAAUCAAAAGAUAUCCUCGUUUCGGGCGCUCUGUACUACCCGCCCGGAACAAAACUGUUCGCAACGGCCGAGUUGAAUACUUCUCUACCGACGCUACACGACUGCUCUAUCAAGGCCAAAGUGCAUGAGAAGGAAGAUAAGGAAUUCCAGGUGAACGCAGCAGGCAUCUGGUUUACGGGCGUGGAUUUCAACAUCGAUGCACUGUACCAGGACCAGUCGAAAACCAAUAUGGCGUCGCAUAGAUUAAAGCUGAUAUUGAAUAGUAACCACUUCAAGGAUAUAGCUGUUGAUGCACGGUUUACACAGGACAACCGGCAGCUUACUUUUGUUGGGCAGGGAGAGUACAAUGAAGAUAAAUACAGAAUGCUACUCCGCUACGUGCUUCUCUCGGAGCAAAACUUCACCACAUAUGUAGAGGUGGACGCGAAUGACAAAGCGUACAGUUUGACCCUCAACGCGGACCUUACUAACAAUACUGAUGUUUCUAUGGACGUACACUUUGACCAACUCCGCGAUGUACACAUUUCGUACAAGCGGUGGCUCACUCCUCGCCAAAAACGCCUCAGCGCUGCAUUCAACUGGGAUGCGAACCGCGACCCCUCGCAGAAAGUCUCCAUCGAUAUACAACUGGAUAAUAAGGGGACUUGGCACCACGGGGGAUAUCUUACUCUCUAUUACCCUAAUAGGAUGGUCAAUGGAGAGUUUGAAUUCUUAUUGAAAGAUUGGUUCUGCGAAUGGCACGUCCGUAUGGGCUGGGCGCCCGAUGCCAAUAUACUGUGGCGCGUCAAAAUGUAUUCCGAAGCCAAACAAGAGACAGUCUACGCGCUACUCUCUAGCAUGGACACCCCGUUCGCUGGAUGGAAGGACACUAGUUUCAACGUCAUGUGGCGUUACCACGACAACCUACAAGCCGUAAACGGAAGCAUGAACUGGAUGGAGGAUUACUUAGCUUUCAGUCUCCUAGCCGACUACUUAUUCAAAACCAACGAGUUCUACGGAGAACUCAAUGCUGUAGUCAACUCUACUAUACCUACGUUGCCCAAGGCAGCUGCUAUAGCGAAACAUAGGGUUGUAUGGAAGAAAAGUGCUGAUACGCUGCUAAGUUUCCAGUACAACGAAGAGGGUAUGCUGAUGAUAAACUCGUCGUGGCUGCUUGAUCGUGGGCUGCAUGAAAACAACAUAACCGGGACGGUCACCCUCAUCACACCCUUCCAAGGCUACAGAAGCGGGUUCCUAGACACAAGGCUCGUGUUGGGACACAAGAGAGACAUCAAUGGCGUCACUUUAUUGAACUUAGAGGAGAAAAAACGAAAGAUCUUCGUCAAUGGUCAUAUGCGGCGUAUCACCAACUGCAUGCUAGUAGUGAAUGUGACGGAACCAGCCGCUGCGGACGCCUCACAUAUACUAACGGCCAGAUUUGGCUUCGUGGAAGCCGAUAGACAUCUUGUAGCUAUGGUGGUCACCGCUAACACUACCACAGGUCUUGAAAUUCUAUUGCGAUUGAUAUCUACGCAAGACUUCCACGUUUUUGGGCAUGUUGCUCUUCCGAUACAAUAUCUUACCAGAGCCAUGGUUACAGCAAAACGGGGGAAAGAAGAGGUGGACUUCAGAGUAGGCUGGGCCUCAAUGGACUUCGGUUUCACCGGCAUCUGGCAUUACCGGUCACCCGUGAACUUUGUCUACGUGUACAAACUGUACACUCCCUUAGAAGGGUUUGAAGAAAAUGGUUUAGUGCUCAAGAAUAUAUACGGAGAUGGGCUGGAUUUGGAGUUGUCUAUACGAUUGUCUACACAUAAGUUCGGCAUAGCAGUCCUAUUCCUCGACGAUGGCCAAGGCAUCAUCGAUGUUUUAAGAGAGCGUUUCCACCCGACCAAACCGGCCCGAGAUGACGUCAUCAUCGAAAACUUCGACACCACGGCCAAAGUCACCUUAGACACGUUGUACUACCCGACUGUCACUUUCCAUGCGCAUAUUAUGAAGUAUGUUGGCAUAGACGAGGAGGACAUAUUGGAAUUGAACGCGACGCUGCAUCUACCUGACAAGCCUGCCAUCGUUCUUACGGACACAUUCGUCUUAGUGGGCUUAUCGGAAAUGACGAACACACUGAACCUGGUGACUCCCUUCCCGGCUGUGAGAGAGUUGAAAUCAGUGUACACCGUCGACAUAACUAUUGGGGAGAGGUUCAACAUCACUUGCUUAGCAUUGCUGUCCAACGGCACUUAUUGGCAUGAGAUAUCCUCAAAAAUCUACUACGAAUACGAAUCCGGCGAGGACAACGCAUACCGCUCAUACGUCGCGUCUCUCGGCAUAAUAACGCCACUACGACAACUGCGGGCUUUAGAAGCUCGCGUGGCGGCGCGUUUAGAAGACGCUCUGUGGAAAAUGAGCGCUGCCAUAGCCAUGCCAGAGUGCACUAUCAAUGCUGUAGGACGACUCGAGUUGGACGACCCCUUCAUAGAAACCUCAGGCAGUUUGAACUUAACAUCGGAAUAUCUUGAAGACUACUUCGUUCAGAUGCAGUUCAAGAAGGAUUUCGCUGAUACUGAGAAUACCGUCGGUGGUGGCAUUCAGAUACAACAAGGCGACCAAAACAAUUAUUUCUUCGCGACAGCAAUCUGGCACCCAUCUCCCGAGCGCUACGUCCGCUUCACAGGCCGCUCGGCGUUGUAUUCUGUACUACCUCCGUCCGACGUGUCUCUUCUAUAUCGACUGGAGAACGGUCAGCGCCUGGUGAAUGCCGACGUGAACUGUGACACGGCGCACUACUCGCUACGCGCUGACCAGCGACCAGCAUCGCUGAGCGUGGCUCUUAGUACACCGCAUGAAAACUUCCAAACCAUGAAACUGAUUGGUGAAGUGGAGAAUGACAUCGUCACGGGAUCAUUCGUCACUGAUACCACGGAGUACGGGAUUUCUGGACAAGUUCUCAACCGAGAUCCACUCGAGAUGUCACUAACAUUGGUCCCGAAAGGCAACGGUUCCCCGCUGACAGUUCGCAUGAAGACAGAAUCAUCGGAAACGCUUUACGCUGUGACGGCGCAGUUGGCUGGCGCAGUCACCGCCACAGUACGCGCCCGCGCUGAAUUGGAAGCAAAUUACACCGAUCUUAGCGCCACGAUCGACAUGCCGGAGUCAAAAGGCAAGGAGUACUACUUCAAGUCGCGAGUGGAUUCCUACCCUGACCUCCGACGUGUCAUGAAAGUCGACGCAGUUACUCCGAUAAAACGGCUCAGCUCGAUCAAGGGAGACACAGAUUUCCUCUUCGGCCCGAAAACUGGGUACCUUAUAUGCAAAUACGAUUUGCCAGACAUGAAGGGCAACGGAGACUUGAGUUGGAGUUUCCUGAUUGGCGAUCUCUAUAUAAAGGCACUAGGCAAACAGAACCUCAAAGAUAUUAAGAAGAGCGUUGACUUAGACAUCUAUUUUGGCAACAACACUACCCCAGAGGGACUCAUAAAGAAUGAUGCCGGUUUCAGAAUGGAUCUGGACCACAUUUGGCAAAUCGGUGCAAACGCGUCCUUUGGUCUCGCUAUGAACCAACGAAUCAACCUCAUCAUCAAUGCGAUCCUGCCGAAACCUAACUUGGACGUCCAUACGAUCUACGUCGAUGGCAGUGUUACCGGGCCUCGAGGCGAAGGGAAAGAUCUAGUAGCAGAGUAUAGGACCGAUGUUACUGGCAUUCUGACUGGAGUGAGAGGCAAUAUGAUCCUCCUAGACACCAACUUUGACGGCAACGCAACCGUCGUCUGGACAACUGAGGAGCGCGAACACAAGACCAUCAACAACGUCAUAAAUUACCGUUGGGAUAUGAAUGAGACGCGCGAAGUCAAAUACGUAUUAAAUAGUCCGCUUUAUGUGGACGACUCGACGCUUGACCUUUACGGGAUAUAUGAGAAGGACUUCGUCCAUGGAUACCAGAUUGUCAAAGGCGAGAUGCACUACCCAGGCACCACCAAAGUAGGCGAAGUGGACAUCCGAUACGGAGGCUUCCGCCACACAGACGGCCACUUCAACGUCACCACGCCCUUCCAACGGCUGCCGUGGCUCAAAUCCAUUUUUACCGUAAACAACCUAGAAGAGCAAUCAGACAACCACGUGGAACUAUUCUGGCCUAACAAGACCGCCACAGUGAACACAACACACACAUACACGAAAGAACCUGCAGGCUUCAGACAAGCGGGUGUUGUUGCCAUCUCGCUCCCUCUCGCGAGGCAGCAUCUUGUCAACACCGACUAUGUUUACGUACAGGGUGAAAAAGAAAGCACCGGCAACGCGACCGUAGACUUCGACCUUGAGCGCUUCGUCCAAGCAUCCUUCAGGCAGAUACUGAGCAAGAGCGAACGAGAUCUGGACUUGGCUACUACGGACAUCGAGGUCGUCAAUGACCGGAUGCCUGUUGGCGUCAAGUAUAUUCAUGAAUACGAUGACACUGGUAACACGGAUGUAAAACAAGCGACAGUCUUCCAUCUCCAAAACGCCACUCGCUUCAACGUAACGGGUGUGAUGGACGUGUUCACAUACGAAGCUGGCAAGAAACUCAAGCUCACCGCGAUACAUGGCAACAGGACUUUGACGUUUGAGAACGAAUAUGAAGCUAUCGAUAAGGAACUUAAACAGGGCAGCAAGAUCAAGUGGGCAGCUGACACUUGGAUUAACUAUGAUUUGCACGUCACUAAUAUGACUUCGGCCGAGACUGAAUCGCAACAGCUCAUAAUGAACGUUUGGUACCCGCUCCGCACGUUCAAUCUCGUCGGCAUAUACCGCCUACAAGACACAUUACUCGACGGCAAAGCUGUUCUCAACUGGAACGUUAGAGAUGAAAAUAAGACGGCUGAACUGAGGGGAAAAUGGGAGAACCCUCCGGCUGAAGAGGGGAAUAUACAUGCGGUCGAUCUUGCACUUGCUCAUCCAUCCUUUAGGAAGGACGUAACCCUAAAAGGCACAUACAUCACCACGCCGUCCGUAAUGUCCAACCUGUCCGUGGAGCUCCAAUACUCUGACUAUGACAACGAGUACCUGCGCCUGCGCUCCGUGCUCACCGACAACUCCAACGGACCCAUCCGCGACUACAAGUUCGCUCUCAAGUGCACACAUCCCUCCACCAACCUAGACUUGGACAUGAAGUCCGAUAUUAACAUACAUAGUCGGUGGUACUACCUGAACAAUUACUAUAAGUUCCAGAAGACAUUGUUUUAUGAGAAGUUGAGGAGUACGAAGUUUUUGGUGGAUAUGAAUAAGAGUUCGGUGCAGUGGGAGCGAGCAAAUGAAACAUACUUCUACAAAGUGAACGGCAAAUGGGACCUCACAUACCCGGACUACCGUAUCUUUGCGCGCGUCAACAAGCCGACUGGCAACGACACUGGGUUAGCCACUCUUUCUAUGAAGGAUUUGAGCUUGAUUGGGCACUACAACAGUACUGAUGAUAUCUCUUACCAUGUGGUCGGUAUGAUCGUCGACACACGUUCAGCUAAGAUGAACGCAUGGCGUAACUUCGAUGACGUCACCACUGUAGACCUGGCCUCCUACAUCCGUCUAAACCAUUCUCGCCUCCUCACCAGCUCCAUCAUCUGGCGACCCACCAUCUUCAGCGAAAUCAAGCAAUCUGCUGUAUACGGUCUCAAGUACAUGUACGCCCAAAUCAAUGAAACUCUAGUUAUCCUGAAAGAAGCCCCCAUGGAAUCGCAUUUGGCUUUAAGAAACAUCUGGAACGAUGCUAAACCGAGAAUACGAGAUUUCCUCGACGACUUGAACGACUUACACGUCAUCAAAGAUGAUUUAGAUACAUUCGAACAGUACUUAAAUGAGUCUUAUAAUGCCAACGACUUUUACGUAAAAGAUGUAGUCGAAUUCACUUAUUAUGUGCUAGACGAAAUGGCAAUAAGGAAUCAUUUAGAAAGUCUCCCAGGAAUCGUGAAUGACAUGUGGGGUAUGAUGGGAAACACAAGCCAGUCUAUAAAACAGAGCUUAACAUACGUUGUAGACACUAUCAAACAGGCAUAUUCUAACUUCUUAGACUCCGCUAACAAAUUCUUAGACGCCGAUUUCAUGGACUUAGUAUCAUCAAGACUUGAAGCGAUGAUAAUGCAAUAUGACACUUUUGUGAGAGAUCUACAUAUGAAAUUGUUAGAAUAUUGGGAGUCUACUUAUGUUAACGCUACGACCAGACUGGCGAAGUACUGGCAUCAGUUAUUAAAAUCAAUGGAGCCCCUGUUCUUUAAAGUUCUGCAUUACACUGAAUCGUUUGUGUUCACUGUCUGGAGGGGGAUCAUGGAUUUCUUCUACAAGCGGCAGCAGGAGUUGACGGACAAUCAUUACUUCAACUAUGUGUCGACGUUUGGACAGGAAAUGGACAAAAUCUACAAAGAUUUGACUACCAAUGACCUUCUAACGAACAUCAAGAAGUACAGCAGUAAGUUCUGGAACGUGAUCUGGGGUAAGAUAGAGAAGUACAUCCCCUUCAAGGAGGAAUUCGUCCAAUUAUACGCCGAGUUCAAGAAUGGCUGGGAGAACUUCUUGAAGACGCAGCAGGUCGUCUAUGUGAGGGAAAAGUACAAGGAAGCCUACGAACGUCUCAAAUGGUGGUACGACUACUUCAUGAUUGGCGAGGCGUGCGACAAGAUAUUCGACAUCGUCUACGAUAAAGUUACCGACAUGGCCAAGACUGCUCUGCAAUACGAAGAACUCCACCGAACACCAAAGACCAACUUCAUAUUCGAUCCCCGCAAAGGAGAGAUCCUUCUAGAACAGAAACUGCCCAUGUCUUGGCACGCCUUCAACCGAAGCCCCGACUUCACCGAGAUACCCGAGUAUAGAGCUGUGAGGGACUUCAUGGACGAGUGGUUGACGACCAAUAAGAGUAUAUGGUCGUACUACUAUGAAAUCCGGCCGUAUAUGGACAUUAAUAACAUCAUGCCGCCGUUUGGAGGUAUGGCAAUGAUGACCGGCCAAGGCACCCUAGUGACCUUCGACAAGCGAGUCUUCACCAUAUCAGAGCCAGGCACCUUCUUACUGACCAAGGACUACAAGCAGGGCAACUUUACUGUCCUCAUGGAGAGCAACGACCAGGGACGGUACAACCUGGUGGUGCUCACUAACAAGAACUUGAUACACAUCGACCUGUACAAGGAGCAAAUAUCCAUCGGUCGUUCAGUGCCUCUCAAUCUACCAGCGGUUGUAGACGAGUACGUAGUGGACCGCAACUCAGAGUCCCUCACUGUGGAGUCGCAGAAUGGGCUGGAAAUACAGUGCAACUUCAUGUUCCAUACCUGCAAACUGCAGGUCGCAGGCUGGUACUACGCAACCCUUGGCGGCCUUCUCGGCACAUACAACAACGAGCAGUACGACGACCUGCAGCUCUCCAACAACACCUUCACCACCUGCAUCUCCGACCUGGGACACAGCUGGAGUCUAGAACCUUCUACAGGUCUAGUGCCAGUUGAAAACCACGAGGCUAAGAACGACACGGCUUGCGAGAAGUUCUUCAAGAAUAAGGUGUCACCGCUGCAUCCGUGCUUCGCUGUGAUCGACGCGGCUCCAUUCUUGGCAGAAUGCGUAUCAGGCGUGGAAGCCUGUGCCCUCGCCUCUGUAUACAUGGAACUGUGUACGCAACAGCACAUUCCUACGCACAUCCCUGACCAUUGUGUACAAUGCACAGCCCCUCAAGGCGAGGUGGUGGAAGAAGGCAGCUUCUACACCCUGAAGCACGUGCCCAACUCCACCGACGUGGUCUUUCUACUCGAGUCUCACAGCUGCAAUAAGAAUCUCAGGAAAAAGAAGAACAUGGACCUGUUUGUGGAGGCUUUCGAGUUGAAACUGCAGUCCGCUGGGCUUUUUGACAACAGAUAUGCGGUGGUGGCGUACGGCGGCCGCGGCGUGUACAAGCGAGCGCGCGCGCUGUACGUCGGCAACCAGCUCUUCGCCAGCAACUACGACAUCGUCAAACACUUCGACGCCUUCAACAUUGAAAAAGUGGACCUCAUGAAGAGCAAUAGGACCCUCCGUCCGGACGUGUUCUCAGCGCUGAGCUUCGCGACCACGCUACCGUUCCGAGUGGGAGUGGAGCGCACCAUCAUCAUGCUGCCCUGCUCACGCUGCGACUUACUAGCCAUGCGGCUGGAUUAUUCGACGAUUCACCACAACCUGAUGGAGAAUUCGGUGACGCUUCAUAUUCUGAUGGACGACGACUUCAUGCUAUACAAGAAACGAGCGGCCAAGAACCUUUAUGGUGUGGACAACGCCGUAGCAUACACCAACAAAGAUUACGAGGAGCUUAUAGGUGACUCUGCGCUGCGCAAGCAGGUCAAACUACCCAAGGAUAAGUUGGGACUUUGUACGUCUCUCGCUAUGGAAACUAAUGGCACAAUAUUCUCCGGCAAGAAGCUGCAAGGCGACCGCGGGCUGGCGCGCCGCCUAGCCACGGUGCUGGGCGCGCGGGCGGCGCUGUCGGCGGCACCUUGCGCGCGCGCGCCGCGCUGCGAGUGCCGCGCCUCGGCGCUGCACUGCCGGCCGUGCCGCGCCAACGAGCUGGGUCUCUCGUUUUGGAACCAAGACGACUUCGACGAGCUGAUCGACCUCUCCUUGGACCAGCCACUACCCGCGCUCAGCUGACAACUUUAGUAAAUAAGAUUGACGAUCGUAGUUCAUAUAAGACCUUACGGUACUUUGUGUACAUAUUUUGACAUUUUGUACUUCAGUGUAAUGUAGCCAGUAAAAAAAACAAUAUAAUAAAUUAUUUUUGUUAUUUCAA